Amphibalanus amphitrite is the source of this 2031-nucleotide messenger RNA. RefSeq names its product eukaryotic translation initiation factor 2 subunit 1-like. Gene Ontology annotation, cellular component: eukaryotic translation initiation factor 2B complex; multi-eIF complex; eukaryotic translation initiation factor 2 complex. Gene Ontology annotation, molecular function: RNA binding; translation initiation factor activity; ribosome binding. The record is from RefSeq and is a predicted model, not a curated record. The transcript is spliced from 7 exons. The coding region runs from base 190 to 1170 and encodes 326 amino acids. NCBI's taxonomy places the organism in Eukaryota, Metazoa, Arthropoda, Thecostraca, Balanomorpha, Balanidae.
GCGGCAUUUGUUUGCAUGCUGCCCGGCGCAUAUCGUCAUCCUUUUCGUGUCCGGUCACGGUGGCUGUAGGAUCUCGUGCCGUGCAUAUGUUCCGCUUCGAAAUUAUUUCGAAAACCACCUAAGGACGGAUUACAAUUAGUACAAUUGUUAGUUUUCUUAGAGAACAACUGUCUACAAGUCGCCGCCAUCAUGCCGCUGUCGUGCCGAUUUUAUUCGCAAAAGUUCCCCGAGAUAGACGACGUGGUGAUGGUGACGGUGCGUCAAAUCGCCGAGAUGGGCGCCUACGUGCGCCUGCUCGAGUACAACGACAUCGAGGGCAUGAUCCUGCUGUCGGAGCUCUCGCGGCGACGCAUCCGAUCCAUCAACAAACUCAUCAGGGUCGGCAAGACAGAGCCCGUCGUCGUCAUGAGGGUCGACAAGGACAAGGGCUACAUCGACCUGUCCAAGCGGCGUGUCUCGCCCGAGGGCAUCGAGGAGUGCACAGAGAAGUACUCCAAGGCCAAGGCGGUGCAGUCGAUCCUGCGGCAUGUGGCAGAGCUGCUCGGCUACGAGACCAACGAACAGUUCGAGGAGCUCUACCGGAAGACCGCCUGGCACUUCGAGGAGAAGAGCAAGAAACAGGGCUCGGCGUACGAUGUCUUCAAACAGGCCGUCAAUGAGCCGUCGCUGCUGGACGAGUGCGGUCUGGACGAAAAGACCAAGGAAAUGCUGCUGCUCAACAUCCAGCGAAAGCUGACGCUGGCCUCCGUGAAAAUCCGCGCCGACAUCGAGGUCGCCUGCUACGGGUACGAGGGUAUUGACGCCGUCAAGGAGGCGCUGCGGGCCGGCCUAGCCUGCUCCACCAAAGAUAUGCAGAUCAAGAUUAACCUGAUUGCGCCUCCCCUCUAUGUUAUGACUACGAAUACGCCCGAGAAGCAGGACGGCCUGAAAACGCUGGAGGCCGCCUGCGACGCCAUCCGGGAAAGCAUCAAAGCGCAGGGCGGCAAGUUCGAGAUAAAAAUGGCGCCCAAGAUCGUCACGGACGUGGACGAGGCGGACCUGCAGAAGCAAAUGGACACGGCCGAGGCCGAGACGCGACAGGUGGCCGGCGACGACUCCGAGAGCGGCUCCGGCUCCGGCUCCGACUCCGACGGCGAGGGCGACGGCGACGAGGACAAGGCCGAGGAGUGACCCGCCCAGCGGCCGGCCCGGGGCGCGCAGGACGCACUGGCCCCGUGAACGUGUGAGCGAUGAGACCGCGGCAGUGCUGAGCAGGGCCGGCCUCCCUAUACCGAACUCUGAUCUGCCUCUGGAGUCCUUUCCGCUGCCGCUGUCAGCUCCCCGGGCUGUGGCCAGGCGCGACUCAGCUGCCGCCGCCCGGCCCCUCACUGCAGCUCCUGCGGCCCGGCGCCCCGGCGGACGGACGGACGGGCGGGCGGAGCGGCCGACUGGUGGUGGGACCGCACUGUCGGACCGGCCGGGCGCGCGCGGCCGUUCGCCAGACUCCUGACACGUUCCAGGGUCCGAAUGCUUUUAUAUUUUGGAGUUGCCAAGGAGCGCCGACCGGUUGUGAGGGCGUGGCGCGCUCUGACGUGACGUGACGUGAUGAAAUAGAUGUCCACCGUGACGCCGGGUUUGCGCAGAGUGGCGUGGCGUGAGGGUGAAGGGCGACGGUGAGGUGUCCUCCGAUGGCGGUCGGCCUUUGGGCUCGUGAUGGAUUGAAUAUUUUCCAUGAGCGAUGUCGUUCAAUAUUCUGCUCGUCUGUUUAGGGAAAUUGAAUUUCGAACCAAACUGUCCUCAUCUCGGUGAAGUUUUAUUUACGGUCACGUCAAGCAGUUUCAUAUUCCGUCACUUCCUUGGAUGUGAGCGAACACUGAUUGGGUGUCGCUUCAUGACAACCUUAGUGUUUUGGAAUGCACACAGUCAUAGCUGACACACAUGGUUUGGUUUCCGGGCCUCGAUUUGUUUUGAAAUUGUGGCCAUUGGCCAUUACCUCUCAGGUUGGCGCUGCACUCUGUUGUGGUUCAAAUCAAAAUGAUUGCCGUUUCUCUA